CUUAAACUUUAAUUGUGCCAUGUAGACAAGAGAGCUGAUUUUGCAUUAAAUUUAAUUAGUUCUACUUUUAAAUAAUAACCAUUUUUUUUACGGCAGCAAUACUUGCGAUCUGGAGGAACUUAAUUGUUACUAGAAAAUCAAUUUUUUCUAGUCCCUUCUGCAAAAUACCUAUUAGGGAACUUGAACAAAAUUUUAAUUUGAAAAAUGUAUUUGCAAAAUUUAAAUCUUCUUAGAAACGCGCUGCCAUUGGCCGUGACCGGCUGUGACGUCAAUUCGCGCGUUAGACUACGAGCCAGCCGGACAGCAGCAUAGAAGCUAUUAGGGAACGAUUAAACAUUCAUCUUGAUGAUCUUAAUAUUAAUUUUAGUCUUGAUCCUGUCGCUUACUUUCGUUAGAAAGUUUUGAAAAUAACCGAAACCGAUUUUUUAAAACGUCCAUCUGCUAAUUUACCUUUAAUGGACAUGUUUAUGGUGACAUCUUACAUAUAAUACACAAAAAGUUUUGAUGAGGUUCGCGGUGUUAAAGCUAAAAGGUAUGUUCAUAGAAUAUUUAGCCACUAGUUGAAACCCAAUAUAAUAUUGUAAUCAGUAAUAAGUUUUCUAGUUUUUAAAAUUCGAAUGGCGUAUUAAACAAAAUGUAAAUUACACUGCUAAGUAUCGAUGAAUGUCAUCGGAGAGCAGUACGGAAGAUCACUUCGACCGCUACCGCAUCGCCGCUCUUGAAAAUGUCUGCUGCAGUUGUAGACGAAACGUCGGGGGUAAUCUCGGGACCACGGCUCAAAAGCCCGGAAAUACUUGGCAGUGUAAUUUCUGGCCGUGAAAACCUAACAUCUUUGAUAAAAUGUAAAUUAUUCAACAGAAAAAAACGAAAAGGAUUUUUUUUAAACUAGUGGAAACCUAAAUACUAUUUUUAAAGUAUAACCGAAAGUGUUCUUUAUUUUAAAUACAUCAGGAAGCCAUUCCUAUUGAGACUGCAAUAGGAUGGGUGCAAGUUUGAAAAGUUGAAAAUGUUUGCACGGUUAAGGCUAAAGUGAACCUGAACAUAAUGUUAACAAAAGACGGCGGCUUAUAUUUUCUGGUAGACGAAUAAAAAGUUUAUCUGGCGUUUUACGCGUUGUACUCAAACACGAUAGCACGAUUUGUAACAUUGUUUUUGUGUUGCUACCAUUAUUAUCAUGUAAAGCACACUAAGCACAAAUAUAAACUGAUGUAGAUUAAAUACAAACACAUUUUACACUGGCCAAAAAUAAACGUAAAUAAUAUAAUUCUCGGCCUGAGAAUUAUAGUGUUAUCGUAUCGUAUGGAUCGAAAAGCAGCGGUAUGACGUCACAAUCAUUCCAGCGCGUUUAGUGUCGUUUAAAAGGAAUAGCCGGGUGUCACAACUUUAAUUAUUCAUUGUAACUUAAAUAUUGGAUUUUGAGUCUUGAUAUUUGGUAUGCGUUAUUUCUAUACAUAAACAAAAUAUAUUUUGUCAUUUUACCACGUCCGAUUCGCUUCCCACGGAUCCCUGCCAUUUUUUCUGGGAUAUUGCAGCACGGGUUUGGGAGCAAUUAGAUGUUUUCAAAGAUGUUACCGCACGGCUUGAAUUUUAAAGUUUGCCAAUUCUGACGGUCAUGUCAGUGAAUGUAUUCGUGUUGUUUUGCAAAAAUGUACCCAAAAACUAGCGGUCAUAGAAGAAGUGUGUAGUUGUAGCAUAUUAAAUAUACUAUUUCCAGACUGUUUAAAAAUAUCUUUUAGCAAAACAUGUAGCACGGUUCUUCAAUGUACUUUUACGUAAUUAAUCAUUUUUGUGCUUUCUGCCAAAGUUUGGCUACUGUUCAAUUCUGUAAACAGAACACUAUUCAUAUAAAUAGGCAAAACACAAAAUUACCGUCAACAGUUAAAUUAAAAUUAAAAAAAAUUUUGUUCGACCGGAAAAAUCCGAGGAAGUCGGCGAAACGAAACGCUAUUUUGUCAACAAAAUACCUUUCCUGAUGUAAUUACAUUUGCGAAGCGGAACACAUUAAGAGCUACCUUGAAUUGUAAAUACAAAGGGCAAAUGUAGCAACCAAAGAGGGUUUUAGAGAUGUAAUGGAGGAAAAAAGCAAAACUGAUUUUCAAAUACCGGAGAUCAAUAAAGAUUUCUCGGUAUAUCCAAACACACAUAAUUAUAACAAAAGCACUUACUUGCAGCAGGUAACUGGAACUGUCUCUUAAUACCAUAUAACUUUAUAAUUACAUUUACAAUAUAUUCGUCACAGUAAUUUUACAAAAAUUAGCCAAAUAUAUCCACUAAGUUUAGUUGAACAAUUGAACAAUUUUAUCAAUAAACACUUUCAUAAACGACUUAAACUGCAUCCAUAAGGUGAUAAGAUAAUUUGCCAAUAGACUAGAUAUGAGUAUAGUUCGCCGGAUGAUAUACCGUUUUUACGAUAUUGGGUAUUUAACUCUGGUAUAUUUUAAUGAUUGCAGGCUUACCUCGCUUGGAUUUCUCUUUGUAACCCUAAAUUAAUAGAUUCGCCAUUCCACAAUGACUUUACAGAACCAUAGUUCUGUACCUCGUGCAUACAAAUGCUGAACGCUGACGGAUUUGUGUAGAGUUUCGUCGGUGAGAUUCCUCGGUUAUUAGUCCAUACAGUGAAAAAUCCAUUUUUACACACACAACCUCAGUUUCAGCGGCGGCACAGCCACAAUUCAUGCCGAAAACUCUAGUGAUGCUUUUGAGCCCGCAACCACUGAAAAAUAGGCGACAGAUAUUACUGACAUUACAGUAGCAGGGAGCGACGGUAAAAGGAUUAUUGACAGGCUUUAAAAUUAAUGGGGUUGUGUGUGUAUUAUGAAUAUAAAUGAAGGAGUAAAUAAAUAAAACUAUGUUAGAUAAGUAUAAACAAAAAAUUAUUGUUAAGCGAAAAAUUUUGAAUGGUUUCGAUGAUAGAUUUCGGUAUUUUUUCCGCUUGUGCGAAAUGGUAGCUGGCAUUGUCCAUCACGACAACACUGUUUGGUAGAAUAUUGGGAAGCAAUUUUUCAGAAAACCAUUUUUCAAAGAUGUCUGCUGUCAUGUUUUCGUGAUAGUCAAUCUUUGCUCUUUGACAUCUUUUGCAGAAAGCAACAAAGCGUUAUCUACCCAACCAACUUUAGAGCGCCAAUGUAGUAUAAUAAUUCGUUUGCCCCGCGCUACUGGCACAUCGUUGCUAUCAAACUAGGUCUCAUCUAAAUGUAUGAUUUCUCUCAAGUAUCUUCUUGUCCACCAGUCUGAAAUUCUUCAUGAUUCCAUCAAAACUUGUCUCUUAUUGAUGGUUUUGUAAUAAAAACCAAUUCUUCGUACGAACGCUAAUGUUGCUUGGCAACUCACUACUCAACUUAAUGUAUAGUUUUAAUUGUUAAAACGAUAUUCUUCUGAUAUGCAUCAUAUAUCAACCGUCUCACUAUUCCGGUAUCGCGCAUGUCAAGUAGACUUUUUGGGAUCGCACGAUCUUUCCGCGUUUUUCUUUCUUGGACACCAUUUACAACUAUGUCACGUACUGUGGCAUACGGCGUUUUAGCUAUCUCGGAAGUUAAUUUUAUUGCUCCACUUCCGAAAUAUGACAUAGAUUAGUUUUUCUGCUUUAUUUAGAGGGAUAAUGUUAUUUUUUAUGUCUUAGGAAUAGCUGGAGCAACAGAGAUAUUAAGUUAAUAUAUGUCAUACGAUAUUAUAAUCAGAACAAUUGUCAACAAGAUGCCACGCAAACAGUAAUUUUUUUCUUACAUGCGUAUAUUAGAACAUUUCCAAAAAAUAUCUUUUGACGGAAGGAAAUGAUGUCUUGGUCAAUAAUAUUGUUGGCACCCCGUACAUCUAUAAAUCUUUAACCCUUCGCCAGUUAUCUGUAUGAGAUGAAAAAUUUCUUGAUUUUUAUAACACGUUGUUUAACCAAGACUUGUCGCAAUGCAGUGUGGAGCAAAUAUUUCCAGCGCACACAUUUUUUCCAUUAACGGCCGUUGAUCUUUCGCAGCAAUUAACACAGAAACAUAUACAUUUUACGUAACCAGAACUGGCUCCACUUACCUCUUUUCGACCUCUGCGGCCGUAAUCUACGUCGGUAUCAAGACAAUCUCUUCGUGCGUUGAAUUUCAGUACGCGCUUAAAAGUAAAAGUGUAAACAAUCUCGCCGAAUCUCGGCCUAUCAUGUUGUGAAAGUGAAAUUGUUGACGAUCAUCGAGGAAUAGUGGAAAAUCAUUAAGGUUUUUAGCUAAUCAAAUAUGGCGACGUCGACACAAUCAACCAUCAAUAACAUGCCGAUGUAUUCACCCAAACCAUUCAAACAAAUAUGUGACGAACUAAAUGAGCAAGUAAAACUCGGCAAUGAUCGUAACGGCAGCUACCACAAACCCAGCAAAGAGCAGAGCGGAGGAACCGCUAACGAAGUCGCAGUAAUUGACAUUUGCGACGACGGCUUCAACAAAAAGAAACCGAUCGAAUACGUCACAAUCGCCAGAAGGGCGUUCAAGACGGGACGAACGAAGAACUUUGAUUUCAGAAAAAAACAACUUAAAGGCCUUUUGAGGUUUCUGGAGAUUCACCGAUCGGAUAUUGAAGAGGCCGUUCACAAAGAUUUGCGAAAACAUAAACAGGAGACAAAUAUGUGCGAGAUAGAGCUCGUGGCUAACGAUCUGAGGCAUACGUUAAUAGAGUUUAAAGCUUGGGCCUCACCUCGAAAGCCCGAGAAAAGGCUAAUUAACCUAUUGGAUGGAGUUUAUGUACAGAGCGAUCCUUAUGGCGUAGUCCUAAUUAUUGGCGCUUGGAAUUACCCGAUCUUACUCACCUUAGGCCCGUUAGUUGGCGCCUUAGCAGGAGGUAACACAGUUAUCCUUAAACCAUCGGAAUUAGCUCCAGCUACAAAUAAACUCCUAUCGGAAACCCUAAUACACUACUUGGACACUGAGUGCUUCCAAAUUCUGUUGGGUGGUAUAUCGGAAACCACGGAGCUCCUCAAGGAGAAAUUUGACUACAUAUUCUUCACGGGCUCGACGAAAGUGGGCCAAAUAGUUCACCAAGCCGCAGCAAAAAACUUAACCCCCACCACUUUAGAACUGGGAGGCAAAUGCCCUUUAUACCUCGACGAUACCCUGAAUGUUGAAACAGCUGCCAGAAGAAUAGUUUGGGGCAGAUUUUUGAACAGCGGACAAACGUGCGUAGCACCGGAUUACAUUGUUUGCAGCAAGACCGUCCAGGAUAAGUUCGUGGAAGAAGCGAAAAAGGUGCUGGAAAAGUUUUACGGAUCCGACCCGAUGGAAUCCGAAUGCUUGAGCAAGAUAGUGUCCGAAAAGCAUUACAAAAGAUUAGUAGGUUUUUUAAGAUCAGAAAACAUUGCCGUUGGAGGGCACUGCAACCCUCAGAAACUUCUCAUCGCGCCAACGAUUUUAAUCAACGUCGGUCCUCACGACCAAGUAAUGGAAGAAGAAAUCUUCGGUCCGAUACUACCGAUUUUGAAUGUGCUGAACGUCCGAGAGGCUAUCGACUUUAUAAACUCUAGAGAAAAACCACUCGCGCUCUACGUAUUUUCUAACGAUAAAAGUGUACAAGAUAUGUUUCUAACCGAAACAUCUUCAGGCGGCGUGGCGAUAAACGAUACCAUUUCUCAUAUAAGCACGGAGGGUUUGCCAUUUGGAGGUGUUGGUGCUAGCGGAAUGGGAUCCUAUCAUGGAAAGAAGGGAUUCGAAACAUUCACCCAUCAAAAAGGCGUUUUGGUUAAAGACGUAGGAAGGCUGACAGAAGUUGCGAUUUCAUUGCGGUACCCGCCUUACAGUGACGCUAAAACGAAAAUGAUUAAUUCGAUAUUGAAACGCAGAAGAUGCAUACCGUUUGAUGUCUUGGGGAAACUCUUCCUGUUCCUUCUUGGAAUCGCAUUUGCUUUUGGAGUUCAAUACCUAUUAAGCUGAAUAGAUAUAGUAUAAUACCAAAAUGUGAUAUCGAAAUUGUAUUAGAAAAAUAUUGCGGAUGUUAGAUACUUUCAUACAGAGUAUUAAUAAU
Molecule: messenger RNA, 5985 nt
Organism: Cylas formicarius (sweet potato weevil)
Lineage: Eukaryota; Metazoa; Arthropoda; Insecta; Coleoptera; Brentidae
Product: aldehyde dehydrogenase, dimeric NADP-preferring-like
Exons: 4
Coding region: 4215-5894 (559 amino acids)
Biological process (GO): aldehyde metabolic process
Cellular component (GO): cytoplasm
Molecular function (GO): aldehyde dehydrogenase (NAD+) activity
Source: RefSeq, a predicted model, not a curated record